This is a messenger RNA of Kwoniella botswanensis, 2433 nucleotides long. RefSeq lists its product as uncharacterized. Gene Ontology annotation, biological process: positive regulation of transcription by RNA polymerase I. Gene Ontology annotation, cellular component: nucleolus; intracellular anatomical structure. NCBI's taxonomy places the organism in Eukaryota, Fungi, Basidiomycota, Tremellomycetes, Tremellales, Cryptococcaceae. The coding region runs from base 1 to 2433 and encodes 810 amino acids. Gene Ontology annotation, molecular function: double-stranded RNA binding; ATP binding; helicase activity. The transcript has 12 exons. The record is from RefSeq and is a predicted model, not a curated record.
AUGGUCUCAACAACACUCACCCCCACUACCGCACAACCAAGUUCAUCUUCAUCCUCUUCACCCUUGAAGGUCAAAUCAAAAUCACUGUCAGCUGUACCUGUUACUGUUACCUCGCCGACGAGUAAAGUAUCCAACUUUCUCGAUAACUCUUCCGACGAAGAUGAUGAAGAUGAAGAUACGAUCGUACGGUCAAAGCUGAGGAUCAAUGGUGAUAAGACCAAAAAGAGGAAAUUCGAUAAUAUCACUAAUGGUCAUAACACCUCUUCACCCAAAAAGUCAGGAGCGGAGGGAGGGUCUUCAGCUGAAAUUAGAAGGAAAGAAGCCGAGAGGUUGUUUCAGAAGAGGAAAGAGUUACCUUUCUAUCAAGGUCGAAGAGAGAUUUUGGAAGAGAUCAUGAAUAAUGAUACUACCAUUAUUCUGGGAGAAACAGGAUGCGGGAAAUCCACACAACUACCUCAACUUCUGCGAUCUCAUCCCAUAAGUGAAUCACACUAUCCAACGAAGAAAGGACCAAAGAUAGUGAUCACUCAACCUCGACGACUGCCUGCGAUAGCCCUUGCGAAUCGGGUGGCAGCUGAGAUGGGUUGUGUGGUAGGUGAAGAAGUGGGUUAUAGCGUAAGGUUCGAAGAGAUGGUCAGUAGAGAGACGGGGGUCAGGUAUUGUACGGAAGGAGUUUUGAUGAGAGAACUGGCCAACCCCGAUCCCUCGUCAUCAAAUCCCAAUGAACAAAAUCUCAACCUCUUACUGAAAUACGAUAUAAUCAUUAUUGACGAAGCACACGAACGUACCCUCAAUACAGAUUUCCUAUGUGGUGCAUUGAAGAAAGUCCAGCGAAUACGUAAAGAUCUCGUUGCCAAGCAAGAUGCGAAAGGAAAGGGAGGAGCAGCUACAGGGGAAAUUAGAGAACUGAAAUUGGUUAUAAUGAGUGCUACGUUGGAUCCAGGUAAAUUCCAGAGAUUCUUCCAAACUGGACGGGAUGCCUUGCUAGUGAAAGGAAGGAUGUAUGAUGUUCUCACUCAGCACACUACGAAUCCCGUAGAUGAUUUUAUAGAAGCUGCUGCCAGACAGGUCAUGAACAUACAUUGUAAUCCGAAUCAUGAUGGGGAUGUGUUGGUAUUCAUGCCUGGUUCCGACGAGAUUGAGAAUUGUGUUGAACUGCUGAGAAGAGCUGGUAAACAAUUACCAGAGGGACAUAAACAGAUACAAGUUCUCCCCCUCUACGCUGCGCUCCCACCGACAGCUCAAGCAAAGAUAUUCUCUACACCGCCGAAAAAUACAAGACGAGUGAUAGUCGCUACGAAUAUAGCUGAAACCUCUAUGACUAUCCCCGGUGUUUCGUUUGUGGUUGAUACAGGAUACAAGAAAGAGAAGGAAUAUAUUUUUAGGAGAUCUGGAUCUAUCGAACAGCUCAAAAGGAAGGAAAUCAGUCAGGCUGCCGCGUGGCAGAGGACCGGUCGAGCUGGACGAGAGCGCGAUGGUCAUUGUUAUCGACUCUUCUCCAAGGAACUUUUCGAAAAGAUGCCCGAAUUUGAUGCACCUGAGAUCCAACGGUGCAACCUCUCGUCGGCGGUUUUGCAAUUGAUAGCGAUGGGUCAAAAUCCUUUCGAAUUCGAAUAUAUUGAUAAUCCCGGAAGGGAUAACAUCGCUGCUGCUUUCCAAGAAUUAGCAGGUCUCGGUGCACUCUCUGGACCUACGGAAAUCACGGAGCUGGGUAGAGAGAUGCUGAAGUACCCUUUAGAUCCACCACAUGCUAGAAUCCUCAUCGCGUCAUUUGAGAAUGGAUGUGCCAACGAGAUUAUCGAUAUUCUAUCGAUUGUCAAUGCGGGCGGGACGGUAUUUGUGGAUAGACCAAACGAGAGGGAAGAAGCGUCUAAUGCGAGAGCCAAGUUCGUUCAUAGGGAUGGAGAUCAUAUGACGGCGUUGAAGGUGUUUAGGGACUUUUUGGAGAUUAAAAAUUCUUCUUCUGGCCCUAGACUGAGAAACAACAAAGGAGGCCAGAGUGUGGUGGGAUGGUGUAAGGAUAACUUUGUCAAUCACAAGACACUCAACCAAGCUAUCAAGAUCAGAGAUCAACUUAGAGAAUUAUCGACAAGGUAUGGAAAAGAUUGGAAGGUGUCUACAACAUCUACGAAUGGAGAUGAUAGUUCGCCGAUACUGCGGAGCUUGUUAAUGGGUUUAUUCAUGAAUUCAGCGGUUAUUCAGGCGGAUGGAAGUUAUAGGCAGACUGCUGGAAGUUUGACUGUCAAGAUACAUCCUUCGAGUGUAUUGAUGAGUAAGAAAGUUCCUGCGAUCUUGUAUGAUGAAUUGACUGUCACUUCAUCAUUCUACGCUAGGAACGUAUCGUCGUUCGAACAGCAUUGGUUGACUGAGUUACCCAUAUUUGCUAAAUCGGCGAAAAGAGUCGCUGUUCCAGUUGGAAAGGGGCAGCUGUGA